UUCCUCCUCCUCCUCCUCCUACCGAAGAAGAAGAAUCUCUCCUCCACUCCUUUUCCCCCAUUUCUUUCUUUCCUUUUGAAACCCUAAACCAGAAGCACCCAAUUUUGUUUCUACUUUUCUUUUCUCUCAGAAAUAUAUAAGAAAAUUAAAACCCCAACUUGUGCUCUCUCGAGGGUUUUGUUUAUUCCCUCUCAUCUUUGGAUUUUCCUGUGUCGUCAUUUCGGAAGCUUACCCACCAGCGAAAUCUAACUAUUCUCUCUUCUGCAUGCGAAAAAUCCCGCCGGGCUGAUCCUCACAGUUCACCUUCGUUCCCGGCUGAUUACGCCGGUGGAUUCUAUGGUUGGUGGUCCAGAUUCGUUUCCUGUUGUUUGUGCAUCUGCUGGAGGAUAAAUGCUCCUUGUUUUGGAUCUAGGGAUUUCGACUCUUGUCCUCGUGAUCUCUAUUGUUCUACCUUUGAUCGGCUUCACUGUUCGUCACAAAUGGAGGGUCGCGGCCCAAAGAAGGGAAGAGAUUAGACGACUUCUUAUUCAUGCCUCUCAAGAGGCUGAUAGGGCUGAGCGAGAGGCUUCUGUUGAGUUCUCUUCUGUUGCCGUCUCUAAUGUCUUCCAUUGUCCUGUCUGCUAUUGUCUUGCCACCACUCGAUGCUCUCGCUGCAAAUCCGUUCGGUACUGUUCUGGGAAAUGUCAAAUCAUUCACUGGCGGCAAGGUCACAAAGAUGAAUGUCUUCCUGCUUCCAUUAUAUAUGAUAAUGAAGAUGAGAAAAGUGAUUCUGAUCUGAGUUGCAGAGAAGAAAAUGAACAGAAUACUCUUGAUGAAACUUUAUUGGUGCAUCCAGUACCAGAUUCUAUGCCUAGUGGGGAAGCAAUAUUCUCUAAUCCUGCUAAAUCUCCGGAAGAUGGAAAUGGAGAUUUUGCAGAUAACAAAGAUGACCUUAUAGAUAAGGAAGAAGCUGUUUCUGUUGCUGAAACAUCUGGAUCCUCGUUUUCUGGUUUCUCCUCCUCCCCUCGUAAUGAUUCUGGUGAUGAGAUUUCUUCUCGCUGUGAUAGCUUCAGUUCAUCUGAUUCCGAGAGAUCAGAAUCCCCACUUGAUGCUCAUGUUUCUGCAGAGUCAGAGGAGACCUGUUUCAACACCAUAGAUGAUGUUCCAUCCAAACCGUUGUCUCCUAAAUUCGUGCAUUUGGUUGAGUCUGUAGAUAACCUCGCUAGUUUGCCUAAAUUAAGUCUGCAUAAUCCUGGUGGUGAUACUGGGCAGAACCAUAUCCAAUCAAGUAGCUUACACUCAUUAGUUACGGAUAGGUAUCCAGGAUCCGCUGACCCGUCUCCUCUGAAGUCAUCUGAUUUUUGGGGUACGGCUCUUGGAUCAGCAGAAUGUCUGAGUGAGAAUUGUGAUAGUUCUAAAUCUGAUGGACCUGGUAAUUCCUCUCUGCAUUUCUCCUUUGGCUCCUCCAGUGACACUUCAGCUGCUAAAGUCUCUGGGCUUAAGAGUAGCAUUUCAGAAGAAGCUCCCAGGUAUUCAGAAGAAGCUCCCAGGACUGUAUCAGUGAGUUCUUCUGUUGAAGUGAAUGUAAAAGAAAGAAAGGCUAAAAGAUCUGUUAAAGCUGAAACUUCGUUACCAACUUUUGCUUCUACUGAUGCGCCAAGGUCUUUAGGCACUACUGAUUUGUCCCCUAUGAUCCUUCAGAAGUCAAAGAGUGCCAGUAGUGAAAGUCGCUGUAUGUUGGCCCCUAGGAAGGUUGGGGAAGUCCAAAUUUUGGCAUCGAAGGCCUCAAAUGCUAGGGAGUAUACUGAUGUUAUGAAACAUUCUCCUCUAGGUGCAAAAACUGGAAGAGUUCUUGACCAUCAGAAACAGAAUGGUGUUGCCGUUCACCCUAUAAAUUCUCUACAUGGACGAAGUGGUUUGAAGGCAUCAGUACUUAAAGUUGUAGACCAGUGGACUAGACCGAAAUCAUCAGCUGAGAAUGAGAUGGCAGGAAGACAUGGUCAUAAGGGGCUCUUUCCAUACGAAGACUUUUCUAAGCUGUAUACAAAUAAAAUUGAGUUCCAGCCUUGUGGCCUCAUCAAUGUUGGCAAUAGCUGCUUUGCUAAUGUCGUCUUCCAAUGCCUGAUGUUCACGCCUCCUUUGACGGCAUACUUCCUCCAGCAGUUGCAUUCUAGAGCAUGUCCAAACAAAGAACAGUGCUUCACCUGUGGGUUUGAGAAGCUGGUCUUAAAGGCAAAAGAAGGGAAGGCUCCACUGUCCCCUAAUGGGUUGCUGUCUCAGUUGAAGAGUAUUGGAAUCUUUCUUGGGAAUGGCAAGGAAGAAGAUGCACAUGAAUUCCUUAGGUUUGUUGUCGACACAAUGCAGUCUGUGUGCAUUAAGGCAUCUAAAUAUGAUAAGCCGAAGACCAGCAAAUUAGAAGAUACAACUCUUAUUGGUUUGACAUUUGGGGGAUACCUCCGAUCAAAGAUUAAAUGCAUGAAAUGUCAAGGAAAAUCUGAGCUUCACGAGAAAAUGAUGGAUCUAACAGUUGAGAUUGAUGGGGAUAUUAGCACCUUGGAUGAUGCUUUGCGUCGAUUUACAAGGACUGAGAUAUUGGAUGGAGAAAACAAAUACAGAUGUGGCAGCUGUAAAUCCUAUGAGAGAGCCAAAAAGAAGCUGAAAAUUACGGAACCUCCUAAUGUCCUUACAAUUGCACUAAAACGAUUCCAGGCAGGGAAAUUCGGGAAGCUCAAUAAGUUGAUAAGGUUUCCAGAAACUCUAGAUUUGGCUCCAUAUGUCAGCGGAGGAAGUGAAAAAUCACAUGACUACAAACUCUAUGGAGUUAUUGUUCACUUGGAUAUAAUGAAUGCGGCGUUUUCUGGCCACUAUGUCUGCUAUAUCAGAAAUCAAAAUAAGUGGUACAAGGCUGAUGAUAGCACGGUAGUAACUUCUGACGUUGAAAGGAUCUUGACAAAGGGAGCGUAUAUGUUGUUCUACGCAAGGUGCUCUCCAAUGUCUCCAAGAUUAAUAGUGUGUACCAAAUCUGAAGGAUCCCAUAAAAAAAGCAGAGUGCCAAUACCUAAGGCUAGUGAGAAAAGUAGCAUAUCAGUGCCACGGUCUGUGUCUACUUCAAGUCCUCUGUUGUCUUCCAACACUCCCGGUGGUGGUCGAUCUGGCAAUAUACAGUCGUUUUAUUCCAGUUUCCAGAGGCUGCAGAAAAUUUUAGAAGAUGAUUCAUCAAGUGACAGUUCUUCUCUAUUUGACAGCAACUCAGAUGAAUGCUCUUGUAGCACAGACAGCACAAGCAUGGAUGAUUUUGCUGAUUUCAUUUUUGGAGAUCAUCAAGGACGUGCCCACGGACAGUCCGAGGCUCCUUCACCAACAUCAUCGUCUUCCUCGUCUUCUCCUCUCUUCACAAGGCAUUCGCCGCUGAGUCGUUCUUCUCCAGAAACUAACGGAACCUCAAGACAUCAGUUGCCCUUGGGAGGAGAAAGGUGAGAGGGAAACGAUGGUUUUUUGUCCACCGCGCCAAUUAAGUCAAAGUAGUAGAACAAAGUAGAUUGAUUACACGUAGAUGGAGUGGUCUUAUUAACAAACCCUAGGCUUGGUGAAAGUGGUUAAUGGGAAGUGGUAUAUAGUAGUGUAUAGUGGGGAAAAGAGAUUUUGCCCAUGAAAAUGUAUCACGUAAUGGAAGAGAAUUUUACGUUUGUUAAUAAGUUGUUUUGAUUUUAACUAUAAUCAUCAAUAAAGCUAAUCUAAUUGUGUCUCAA
Capsella rubella is the source of this 3728-nucleotide messenger RNA. Its product is annotated as ubiquitin carboxyl-terminal hydrolase 16. The record is from RefSeq and is a predicted model, not a curated record. The coding region runs from base 391 to 3456 and encodes 1021 amino acids. Gene Ontology annotation, biological process: protein deubiquitination. Lineage: Eukaryota; Viridiplantae; Streptophyta; Magnoliopsida; Brassicales; Brassicaceae. Gene Ontology annotation, cellular component: nucleus; cytosol. Gene Ontology annotation, molecular function: cysteine-type endopeptidase activity; cysteine-type deubiquitinase activity. The transcript is spliced from 11 exons.